Molecule: messenger RNA, 841 nt
Organism: Puccinia graminis f. sp. tritici CRL 75-36-700-3
Lineage: Eukaryota; Fungi; Basidiomycota; Pucciniomycetes; Pucciniales; Pucciniaceae
Exons: 2
Coding region: 98-592 (164 amino acids)
Source: RefSeq, a predicted model, not a curated record
CCCUCCUCCAGUCAUUUCCAGCCUCACAAUCUCGAACAAUCAACCUAACCCAACACACACAUACACCACCACAGUCACCCACUCGACUCCACACACCAUGCGUUGCACCAUCGCCAUCGCGCUUUCUGUCGCUCUCCUCAACUCUGUCUCCGCUGAGACCGUCUCACCAAGAGGGCUGGACGGCCUUCUGGGAGGCCUUCCAAUCGACGGAUUGGCUGGCGGUUCGUCAGGUAACGGCGGUCAACUCGACUGCGUCAAGCAGAACGCACUUCUGAACGUGAACGCUCUGGCUUCCGUUCACUGCACCAACAACAACGGUGGUGGUUCCGGCCCCACCGAGUCCUUUUCACGAAGAGGCUUGGACGGCAUCCUCGGCGGCCUUCCCAUCAACGGUUUGCUUGGCGGCGGCUCGGGCGGUGAUGGUGGCAAGCUCGACUGCGUCUCCCAGAAUGGACUGCUCUUGAGCGCCAACGUGUUGGCUAAAGCUGACUGCACCAACAACGCCGGCGGUGGUGGUCAACAAAUGGGCUGCGGUCAAUCGAGUGGCGGCUACUCCUCCGAUUCCACUACCGCCGAUUGCGCCAGCUACUGAUUCCCUUCGCAUGUCUAGUCGGACAUUGCAUGGUGCUAUCUGGAUCCCCGGCUCCUUCUCAUCCACGCAGAUUCUCUUAUUUUUCCCUGGCGCUUGUUCCACAAUUGUAUCCUAUUCCAUCUCUUCACUCAGAUACUUAGACUAGAGUUGGCUCUUGUGCUUGCUUCGCACUUCUUCUCCCCUUGUAUCCUGUAGCUCUCUUUUCUCCGCAUCACUUUCUUUAAUCAAAUCAUCCACGUUUACUCCGCA